AUGGUCUCGAAACCGGAUUCUUCCUUAGCUUCAUCCACAAACUCAACACCAACACCCUCAAAUUACAACAAGCGCUCAAGCAGGGAACAAGCUAGCAUCGCAACAACAACCACCACCACAACCAUUGAACGAACACCACGAUCCACCUGCUACCGACAACACACAUCACAAAACAUGUCUUCACCACAGGGCUCACCGCAGGGCCCGGUCGGCCAGUCCUACAUGCUUGUUCCCAAUCUGCACGUCCCGGACCCGACGGUGGACGAGAUAGAGCUUGACAACACCAACGCAUGGAUGGUAGCCACCGUUAUCGAAGACGAUGAUCUCAUGUUUGGCGGCAAGCCCUUGAGCGCAUGGUACGAGGAGGAUCGCAGACGACUGAGCUCUAGUAACGAGGAUGAAGAGGAGAUUCGAGGCCGACAGCGCGACCCCGUCGUAAGGUUCGAUGCCCACCAUCAACAUCGACACCAACACACCCAUCAUCAACCGCAACUGCAGCACCAUCACCAUUAUCAACAUCAUACCAAGACGGGCGAGAUCAAGCACUAA
This is a messenger RNA of Neurospora hispaniola, 549 nucleotides long. RefSeq lists its product as uncharacterized. Bases 1 to 549 code for a protein of 182 amino acids. Lineage: Eukaryota; Fungi; Ascomycota; Sordariomycetes; Sordariales; Sordariaceae. The transcript has 2 exons. The record is from RefSeq and is a predicted model, not a curated record.